CUUCGUGGUUUGAAUUCCCGCUUUAUUCCUGCAUGACGCUGCGGGGUCGAAAUGAAAAUUCGAAUUCAAAUGAAGAGCAUUUCGGUCCGUUGGAAGCGCGAUUUUGACGUUUGCACCGUGUGCAGGGUGGGUCUGGGUGUCAUAGCCGCUGCCACAACGUGCUGCUGUUUAUACCAGCCUGGUCUGCAGACUCGUGUUAAUGACCCACAAAGCGUACAUUUCCUCGACUCCUACCUGUCUGGCUAACCGAGAAAUCCUGAAGGUUUCACAAAGCAGUUCUCCGUUAACCGGAUAACUCAAGGCUGUAAAUGCAGGAGAAGAGCCGAGGGACAUUCGUGCUGGACGGUUCUCACUUGGAGCAAAAGACCUCCAGAGGACCAGUCAUCAGUGAUAUACUUGCAGCACGCCUGCUCAGAGUCUAUCAAAAUGCAUCUAGCAAAGCACAGGGGAUUUUUAAAGUGGAUGGCUUUCAGGACAACUUUCUGACCUGGGAGGAGGAGUGCUGCGUCAGUCAUAUAAUUUUGGAUCAAAACAAAAAAUGGAUAACUGUGAAAGAGAAGGGCAUUUACCUGAUCUACGUUCAUGUGACAUACGGUCUCAAAGGAAAUGGCACUGUAGAGCUUCGGCUUUUUGUGAACUUCAAUUACACAGGGAAUGGGGGAAUGGCACGUCAAGAGACAGCUGCCGACUUUGAUACUCGAGAGCUCACAGAGAAGGAACAAGAUGCGAGCCUCAGUGCCUUCCUUCUACUGAACAUGAGACCAAUGGAACAGCUGUCUGUACAUGUGUCCGCAAAGGAUCUGAUAAACUACAAUGACAUCCGACCAUUCACCAACUACAUCAGCAUCAUUAGGUACGCUGACUGGUAGACACUGAGCUGAAGAGGAACUAUGCCGUCAACUUCAACUGAGUAUCUCAAAUCAUUGUUUUAAUAUGCCCUUUUCAUGUCAGCUGUUUUUUUUUUAUUUAAUUUUUUCGCUUGCUACUAGUCACAAAACACGUUUUUUUGGGGUUUUUUUUUUGUGAUGGUGGCCAAAUAGAGGACAACUGCACAAGCAGCUGCCAUGAAAUGAAGCCAGAUGUUUAACCGCAAACGAAACUGUGACGAAACUCCAUUUGACAUUCGGGAUGUUUGCGUAGGGCGCUGCGAUACUUUCUUGGUGCGUUCUUUCUUCUUCAUCUUCCCCUCUGUUGCAUGACGCUCCCAACUCACGAUUUUCUGAGAAACAUGACACAUUUUCCUACCAUGAGAGACAAAAGUGAUUUUCACUUUGUUUCAGGUUCGUUAUGAGUCAGUUGAAAAAAAGAGCAUCGAGGCUGCUUCCUCAUUUAUCAGCAUGCAGUUUGAAGAAAUGAGCACACAAAAGUUAACGUCACUUCCAUAAGCAAACAAUUCUUAGUUGAGGUGGUGAUCAGGUGUCUUUAAGAUGCUGGUUCCAUUACAAUCCCCCCCCCCUCCCCUAGUAUGUAUGAUGUUUGCCAGUCAACUGACUGUAAUCUCAAACGUCAAGCGUUACUGGUUAUCUUUGAAGUUGCAUGUUAUUCUUUUAUCUUAUUUUUGAUGACCAGGAGCUGAAUUUUUUUGGGAUUGUGCUUUGUAAUUUGUGGGUCAUAAGAGAGUGACUGGAAUAUGUAAUAAGCAGUGUUUUCCAAAACAACUACAUUACCAGCACUAAGAAGUACUAGACAGGUUUCCAUCCACCUGCCAAAUUACAUUUGCGAAUAACCAUGAUGUUACGAAAGAAAAUAACAGCUUGAGCUGCAGCAUCUUAGGUCUAAUGUCACUGUUAUGUUUUGUUUUUUGAGGAAGGUACAUUUUAAUUUCUUCAUUAGUCUCGUGGUACCUGCUGCCUUCUGUCAUGUUUUGUAGCUAUGGCUGGGCAAAAAAAACAAAACACACAGACAUGAUUUUUAUUCUAUUUGCAUUUUACAUUAUUUAUUUGGAAAAUGUCUUUAUCUUAAUUUAUCACUUUUCUUUUUAUCUGCAAAACAAUGCAUAU
Messenger RNA from Pygocentrus nattereri (red-bellied piranha), 2000 nucleotides. RefSeq lists its product as uncharacterized. Gene Ontology annotation, molecular function: tumor necrosis factor receptor binding. The record is from RefSeq and is a predicted model, not a curated record. The transcript is spliced from 4 exons. Gene Ontology annotation, biological process: immune response. Gene Ontology annotation, cellular component: membrane. The coding region runs from base 309 to 869 and encodes 186 amino acids. NCBI's taxonomy places the organism in Eukaryota, Metazoa, Chordata, Actinopteri, Characiformes, Serrasalmidae.